This is a messenger RNA of Bemisia tabaci, 1794 nucleotides long. RefSeq lists its product as uncharacterized. Gene Ontology annotation, cellular component: nucleolus. Gene Ontology annotation, biological process: endonucleolytic cleavage to generate mature 5'-end of SSU-rRNA from (SSU-rRNA, 5.8S rRNA, LSU-rRNA); small-subunit processome assembly; endonucleolytic cleavage in ITS1 to separate SSU-rRNA from 5.8S rRNA and LSU-rRNA from tricistronic rRNA transcript (SSU-rRNA, 5.8S rRNA, LSU-rRNA). Gene Ontology annotation, molecular function: RNA binding. Lineage: Eukaryota; Metazoa; Arthropoda; Insecta; Hemiptera; Aleyrodidae. The record is from RefSeq and is a predicted model, not a curated record.
AAUAACAUAACCUAUUGUGUAUGACGUGCGUGCGUGCAUGUGCGUGCUUAUAGUUUUGUCAGUUUUAUAUUAUAUUUAGCUCAUUUUUGCUCCUGUUUUACUUUUCUCUCUAGCAAACAGUGUAUCGUACAUAAUUUUGCCAUGGAAAAGGAUGAAGAUGCUCCAGUAAAGAGGCGUUCCAAAGGAAUCGUGUACUUGUCCACCAUACCGAAGUAUAUGACUGUCACAAAAUUGAGAGAACUUCUGGAAGUCUAUGGCAAAAUAGGAAGAAUCUUUCUCCAGCCUGCGAAAAAUCCUCACUCAAAGAAAAAGAAACCAUCGAAACAUUUUGAGGAAGGGUGGGUAGAGUUUUUACGCAAGAGACAUGCUAAACAAGUUGCAGCUCAUCUGAACAACAAACUAAUUGGAGGACGCAAAAGGAGCAAAUUUUAUGACUGUAUGUGGAACAUAAAAUACCUUCCCAGGUUCAAGUGGGUGCACCUUUGUGAAAGACUUGCCUAUGAACGAGCGGUGCAAAAGCAAAAACAACGAUUAGUUGUGGCUCAAGCAAAACGAGAGGCCACCAGCUUUGCUCUAAAUGUAGACCGAAGUGAAAGACUGAACAAGAAAAAGAGUAAGAAGCAAACUGCCCCUGCGAAGGAAAUUGAAUACAAACAGCGGAAAACGGAAGGAGAGAUUUUAGACAGCAAGAAGAAGAAGACGAAAUCAAAACCGAAGCCUGAAACUGAGGAUAGGAAAGAAUUCAUCAAAAAUCUCUUCAGCUGAAAACCUGGAUACUCGCCGUUUUAGGAAAGAUUUGACGAUUUCAUUACUUUUUUUCAUUGAACUUUUCUUUGGUGCCAGUUUAACUAACUAAGUAAACUGGGUGAGCUGUUUCUUCACUCUGGAGACACAACACAUACCUAUGAUAAUGUACUGUUUCUGUGGAAGUAGAGAACGUUGUAUAUCACACACAUUUACCUGCACAUCUCUCUCUCUGCUAUGCAUCCUAGUAAAACUAGGAAAACACAUUUGAUAAUGUCACUAAUUUCGACGUUGUCAUUGAUGUUUUGCUGUUGAAAAAUUUGUCUUAUAUUUACUUGAAAAAUGAACUACCUAGGCAGAACCCUGCUUUACCAGAGUUGUGUGGCCUUCACAUCGAGGUACAUUUUGCGGAAACUUAAUUGGUCAACAUAAAGUACAUUUUAGGCCUGCAGCCGAAAAAAAUCAGCAAGAAAUUAGGAAUUUCUUACAGAUUUAUCAUUUUUCCUGAGAGGUAUGAUUUACUUAGACCUGCUUUUAGGAUGACCUGUGUAUUAACAACUGGUUGAUGAGCCACAGUAUCAGUGGUUUAGUCACGGAGGCUCAAAAGGGUGUGGACUCUUCUCCCCCUUAGCCUUGAUCAUUUUCUCACCAAAAAUGUUUCUUAGGAAUAAAUCGCUGAUUCUGACCUUUGCAUUUUUCUCUCAACAAAAUAUUAAGUCCAUGAUCGAUCCUGCUUCAAAAAUUCUUUGUUACGGCUCUAGGUUCCUUGAAAACUGCCAAAAUAGAUGAUGUUGAACACUCAGUUUUUCGAAAGACCUCUGUAAAUAUUGGACCAGUGGUGUUUUUAAUUUACUAAGUAGGUAACCAUGAGGAUUCUACAGUUGAAAAACAAUUCUAUGACACAUACUAUGGACCCAUUACUCAUGAUACAAUACUUUUGUACAUAAGUAAUUUAAUCACUUUUGAUCUUAAAAAAAUUGGUAUUCAAUACAAUACAGUUGUAAUUUUUAAUGUGUUUAUUUUUUUUAAAAAUACAUAUUUUUCCAAAAA